This is a messenger RNA of Suillus fuscotomentosus, 1619 nucleotides long. RefSeq lists its product as uncharacterized. The transcript is spliced from 7 exons. NCBI's taxonomy places the organism in Eukaryota, Fungi, Basidiomycota, Agaricomycetes, Boletales, Suillaceae. The record is from RefSeq and is a predicted model, not a curated record. Bases 1 to 1545 code for a protein of 514 amino acids.
AUGCCUCAACCACAGCGAAACCAAUUUGCUGAAGAUGAUUCAGACUUCGAAAGCAAUUCACACGCCAAUGAGGACUCGACCGAUUCUGACUCCACUGACUCGGAUGAAGAUCUCGUGGAGAUACGCGCUGCUAUUGCGCCUGCUAGAGAUGGUGCAACUAUUCAGGAAGUCCGACAGGCGCUUGAAAUGGCACAGAAUCUGCUGCUGAAUAUGCGUGGCAAAUGUCGAGAACUAUUGAAACGAAACGCCCUUCUCGAAGCUACUACAGCCAAAGGACGACGGGGGAAAAACUUGACUGCUAAGGAUCUUGCACUCUCUGCCAAAGAAGACACUAUACGGGCUCACGGGCGUAAAUAUUCUAUGACGCACUGUCUAUGGAUUAACGCCGGGAUUUUUCCUCUGCAUGUGCCUCCUAACAUUGAACUCUUUGGUAGCGAGCGUUGGCUGUCGCCACAGUCAAUAGAGGACGGCGUAAAGGCUGAGUUAUUCAAGUUCAUCCCAGAAAUUGAUCAUGAGUUGAUGGGCUACAAGAACUUUGCACCGCAUUUUGCAAAGGGUGUCAGUGGCAUUCGCUCAGAGAUGGUUUCAGACGUCAAGUCUUGCGCAGAGCGUCCCAACAAAGACGAGUUCCUCAAAACGGCUAAGCUUGUUCGGGUCUUAAAGGUAGCACUUUUCGGGAAAUCCUCCCUCUCCGCCACCUACGCUCCAGCCCCAAAGACCAAGGGCAAACUUUGGCAAUUAUGGAAUACGACUCCAGGUAUGAUUGCUGCUGCUGCUGUUGUUGCAAUAUUUGUUCUUUCAGGUGACAAGGAUCUGUAUGCGAAAGGCGAAAAAAGCAACAUACUGUACCAACAAUAUCACAACUAUUAUCGCCAACGUCUAAUGACUGGAGGUGCCUGGGCGCGAGACAUCACAAACUUUUUCAACAACGCCCUCUUUCCUGAAACCUCAUCCUCACAUGCCGCUCUGGAUGUGGCAGAUACCGGCACCUCCUACAACAGCUGGGAAGAGGAACUCGAGCGCGCUAUGGAAGAGGGAGGUGAAGGGCCUGCUUUUCCAUUUGAUACUGCCAUCAUUGCACCUCAGGAUAUUGCGCAAUCUUCCUCUGCUGCGUACCCACCAUCUGCCUCUGCUGCGCACCCGCCAUCUGCCUUGGUCGCAUGCCCAUCUGCCUCGGUCGCACUACCAGCAUCUACUCCUGUCACCACCCCUGACACACUGCCACCUGUCUCUGCGACAGCUCCCGUCAUCUUGCACUCGCCUACUCCUAUCAUUGGGGCACAAACUCACUCCAUUUCUUCGGCAAUGCAAGAUCUUGCGUUGGCAGACGAGGCUAUUGCGGUUGGUGCUAUCCCUCCAAAGCCCAAACCAAAGCCAAGGCAUACUAAAGCCAAGGCGGUCCAGGACGAAACAGGUGCUGAGAUCUACACCCUCUCGUUGCUGUUGCUGUUACUCCCAGCUGCCCUCAAUCAUUUCUGGCGCUGGUGCACUCCAUCAUCAUUAUAUCUUCCUAUCCGCUCUCCUGCUAUGUCUACCAUACCAUAAACAACUAGUCUAUUAGUAAAAACCAUUCUGUAUUUUGAACCACCCGCAAUUCAAUUCUGAGAGUUUCAAUGUGA